Molecule: messenger RNA, 1152 nt
Organism: Symbiodinium sp. CCMP2592
Lineage: Eukaryota; Dinophyceae; Suessiales; Symbiodiniaceae
Source: the annotation of a GenBank genome assembly
AUGAAGACCAAUAUCGGCAACUGCAUUGAGACUUCUGGCAUCGCAAGCUUGAUCAAGACGUUCCACAGCAUCAGGUGGGGCAUUGUGUGCGGGAACAACCACCUGAACCAGCUGAACCCACACCUGGACAUUUCAAGCUGCCCGCUCCUGAUGUGCACCGAGCCCACGGAGCAGAAGCUCAGCGCCGUCUUCGUGGGCGUCUCCUCCUGGGGUUUCGGAGGAACCAACGUCCACUUGCACUGCUACGGAGGCGUGGACGAGGAGAUCCGCCUUCCGCCAGAGCCAACCCCACAGGAGCUGAGACCAAGGCUGUCUUACUGGCCGAGUGGCGGUGGCGACCUGGGAAGCAUGAGCCGGCCGCGGAGGGGAUUCUUCAUCAUUGGCUCAUGGAGUGGCUGGACCGAGCCGGAACCGAUGGAGGACGAAGGGGAUGGCUGCUAUGGCUACACGCUUGUCCUCGGUGAUACGAGAUGGGAGCAAUUCCAGCUGCUCAUUGACAAUAGCUAUUCCAAGGUGUUACAUCCACAGCGGUACAAGGCGCCCAAGGGAACCGAGGUGUUCGGGCCAACCCGUCAGGAGGAGGUCAUGCAGGACAGCACUUGGUUCGUGGAUGGACGGCCCAACAACACCCAGAUCCGUGCCAUCACGGCUUCAGCAGGUGCGACGGCGGUGGCGACUCCAGAGCCUUUGACCUUCACCAACGAGGACGAGGGCCUGCCAGGUCAGCUGUACCGCAUUCGCUUGCAUAUUGCUGGCAAGUGGAGAACGGUCACAUGGGCGAAAGCCAAAGAGGCUCCGCAGGGCCUUCUCGCCCUCAAAGGACCCGAGGCCAAGUACUACGUCGCAGGGAGCUGGAAUAACUAUCGUUUCGAAGAGAUGACGGCCGUGAGCGAUGGAACCUACACGUGCGAGGUGUCCCUGUCCUCUGGCCCCAAUCGGUUCCAGAUCACAAGAAAUGGUGACUGGCACCAAGCUAUUUUCCCAGUGUCACCAAAUGCUGGUCCAACCGUUGAGAUCGAAGGGCCAAGCGAUCGGAAAGAUCGACACUGGUUAGUCAGCGCCACUGCCGGCGAGAAGCUGAAGAUCACGUUCCAGCGCAGCAUCGAUGCCUCCGGCAGCAGCAAGAUGAAGGUGCUCUGGGAGAAGUUGUAG